GCACAACAACGAGGAGCGAACGCUCGCACGAGGUCGCACGCGACAGGAUGUGCGCAACUUGCUGAUGCCCGACCGUCGUUCAUGAAUCUCUGAAUCACCGCGAGCAGCGAAAUCACGCGCUAUGGAGAGAAUGCCCGCGUCAGAGUUCUCCAACGAAUUGCUCGCCGUCCUCGCGAGCGAGGAAAGACUGCGCGACUGGCUGGCGAGCCUGCGAGACGCACUCGGGCGUCGUCCGCUCUCCGCGGCUGAUGCUCUCUUAAUCGGUGUCGUGCUCGCCAAGAGCCGCUCUGUCGAGCACGUGGAGACUGUACUCGAAGUCGAGCGCGUGCUGAAGCGCGCGAUCGCGCGAAAAAUGCUAGAUCCGAUCGCCCUUCGCGAAGCCGCGUCCCUCGCCGUCGAACUCGUCGCUUCUCACUCGAAGAAAGAGAAACCGGCUAAGAAACGAGCGAAAACAAAAGCGAUGGCAGGGAAGGACGAUGCGCGACUCAGCUUGUACGUGCGCGACGCACUCCCCGCGCUUGUCGCGGCGCUGUUGAGUUUUCGGUCCCCUAAAGCGUGGGCGCUCGCAGAGGAAAGUAUACCGUUCCUUGUCGCCGCCGCGCCUUCUUCAUCACCCGACGCGAUCGACAGCUGUGACAUCGUCGACGCACACGUUCGUGACGUCGUGAUGCCGAUUCUCGAAUCGCUCAUGCGGUCAUCCCUCUCGGCCUUGCGCACGAGCACGGAGAAGAUUCACGAAACCGAGGCGACGACAAAGGGUGAAUCCAGGCACGCGGGCGACGGCGUCGCGGCCCAUGUCUUCGCGACAGCGCUUCGCUCGAUACCCGAAGCGACGCUGGCGAUGGACGGACCUUGGCGGCUUCUUUUAGAUUCGUUGCCCGUGCGGUAUGGUGGUCAUGUAGACUCCUUCGAUGUCGAUCCUCUGUUGUCUGCGGCUGGACGAGCGCUCGCGCGCGCGGCUUGUGUCGACGACGCGCGACGAAUCGAGCUAUGCGGGGUCAUCGAACAAAAACUCAAAGGUGUUACAGCGUCGCGCGCGGUUGGUCUUGACGUACUUCGGGUGAUGUUGAACGGACCAGAGCAACCGCUUUCGCAAGAAGACGUGCGACUGGCCGUGCGGUGGGCGCUGCACGCGGCGUCUUCAGCAAAAGUAAGCGCUGAUACCGGAGCGAUGUCCGCACAACGAUUGAUUAUUCCAGCUGCGGCGGUUGUAAUUGCGGCAUUACCGUAUCUUGAACGAGAUGACAUUGCCGCGAUGCGUGACGGAUGGUUGACACCGCGACUCUCAGCGCAGGCGCUCACUUGGCGCGAUGGCACGACUGCGAGUGGCUUCCCACCUGUUUGCACGGUGAGAAGUCACAUGAGCAUUCCAAUCGAGGAAAGGCUUCCCGUUGACGCUAUUGCUGCUCUGUUUCAUGCAGAUUUAGUUCUCGCGGCAUACGUUAACCCUAUGGAGUUUCGGACUCGCGUAGUCAACGGAGGAUUGGAGCUUGGCGUCGCGUCACUCGGAAGAAAGGUCAACGCGAACGAGAAAGCCCAAGCGGGCGUCGCUGCUUCGUGUACGAAUGAGAAGUGGGGUUAUCUGAUGGGAGCUGCGGCGAUGACAGUGCUUGCUAAUUUGUUGCAUGCGUGCCUCGAUGCUACGCAAAUAUACGAUGGCGACAACGCGCCUAGUUUUUUUGACCUUGGACUGCCGACGGCGGAUGUUCGACGAGCUUUGCUCCACCGUCUCUCGCAUCUGUUGGCUUUGCAGCGUGGUAUUCAGAUUGAAGUAGACGCAGAAAUAGAUGAUGCAUUCGCGACUGCUGCGUCAUCCUUGCCUCGAGUCCAAGUAUCCACAUGGUUAUCUGCGGUUGAAGCAGUCCUCGCUGAGGAUGGACCGCAAACUUCGGGUUACAGUCGAUUUGACGUGCCUGAUGUCGAACCACAGGUCCAGGCGGGGAUAUUGUCGCGAGCGGCGGCGGCGUUUUCAACGUCCACUGGGCUCACGAAGCAUGAAGCUGGACACGUUUCGACCAUAGCUUUCGACCCCGGAUUUAUUCUACGUGAAUUGGUUCGAAGGGGGAUUCUGCACAAGUCGCUCAUUCUCGCCGAGCGCUUGGCUCCGAACGUUUCUGAGACAUCUGCAACUGCUGCGAUGACGGUUCAAAGUUUCCGUGGAGCUCAACCUGACCGUUAUCAGAUGCUAUCCGAGCGUUUAGCCGCGCCACCUAGCGCGAAUUCUCACGGCGAAGGAAACGAACUGGUCAUCGUGAAGCCAAGCUUCGGGCGAUGGACGGACACGUCAGCGAGCAUCCGUGCGGCUAUUGUCGCGGGUUGUUUCGAGCUUUGCACAAUCGCGGCGAUGUCUUCCUCCUCUCCCGCUAUCGAGGCAUCCGUGAUAUCUGCUUUGGCUGCGCCGGUUCUGCAGCUCGAUUCUUGGGAUUUGAACAACGCCGACGGACUAGCGAUCACGUUUGCCGCACAAGACUCAGCGCAGGACGAUAUGGCAUCGGACAUGGCAUCACACACGCGACUAGCUGUCCUUCAGUGGGUCACCGCACGUGCCACCGAGUGCACCGCUCUCAGGGCGGCGGCACCUGCACUAUCUCUUGGGGCGACUUUGCUUCUAGGAUUACCCCGAGCUUCUGUGACGGCGUGUUGUCCAACUCUCGUCACUGCGCAUGCUUCAGCUGCACUUUGGGGUCGUACGGACUUAGACACCAGUCAAUCAGACUCGUUCGAGUGCAGAUCGCUGCAGCUUACGCGCGACCUCUUACAAGGAUAUGUUGAAUGCGCUGUUGAUGACAUGAUUCUUUCCGAGCCUCAGUGCGCAACUGACUUUAGUGACGGAACAUCUUUCGAACGUGCACAACGCGUGAGCCUUUUGAAAACGGCACACCAUCUGACACUCAAGUGUGAUGGCGUUAAUGCCGCGAUCGCUGUGAUCAUGGACGUUGUGCACGUCAUCUCGAAUACGACAGAUCCAAUGCCUUUGCAGUCCUCCUCGACUGCAAUAUCGGUCGUGCUGGAUUUGUUAACUUCACAUGUAGGACGAAUCAUCAAGGACGUUCGUGACGAUGCACUCGGAUUAAACCAGCGCGACCGUGAAGUGAAUAUCGACGUCAGCGAUCUGCUUAUGCGCGUGGGAGAAUUGAUCGUGCAAACCAUCGACGCCGCAGCGAUGCUAGUCAACAACGAAAGCGGAAAGAAGAGAAAACUGUCUGCCGUCGUUUUGGUCGACAUCAUCCAUGGCGUGAGUGCAACAUUGCUCUCUCUGAUUUCCAUUAGCGUUUGGAUCGCAUCAGUGCGAAGCGGCGACAAUAAGAAAUCGCGUCGAUUAGAUGACGUAGCGAAGGCUGCUUAUGAAAGCAGCGGAAGGCUCGGUAUCGCGGUCGACUCGCUCGAAGGCGAGGGUUCAAACGCGAGCGUGAAACGUGAGAGCGCGCGAAUGAGGUCGAACCGUGUGUCUUUGCGCGCGGCGACUGCGCUGCGUGCCGGGGCGCAGUUGACUGACCUUUCAGAAGAUAAAAAUGCGGCAAAGACGGGUCGUAGACAUCGGAAGUUUCGAAAAAUGCGCUGGGUGGACAUGGAGGCAGAGGAGCCCUCGUCGGAUGAAGGCGGCGUGGAGGGAGAGGCGGAUGACGACGAAGACGACGCGAUUUUUUGCGUGCGUCCAAACGGCGACGGCAUCGAAGGUUGGGAGAUGCAUCAUCGUCAGUCCGAGAAGCGUCCGUUUCCCGAAGUUGAUGGCCCAGUUGAGACCGAGACUACUGCCGUCAUAGUUCCACAGAUACGUAGAGUCAACGCGUCGCCGAAGAAGAAGGCACACGGACAAGACGUACGAGUUCGAGAGGCUGCGAAUAAUUUAGCUUAGCAUCUACAUUCGACACACAAAUCUAACGUC
Micromonas pusilla CCMP1545 is the source of this 3886-nucleotide messenger RNA. RefSeq lists its product as uncharacterized. NCBI's taxonomy places the organism in Eukaryota, Viridiplantae, Chlorophyta, Mamiellophyceae, Mamiellales, Mamiellaceae. The record is from RefSeq and is a predicted model, not a curated record. Bases 122 to 3856 code for a protein of 1244 amino acids. The transcript has a single exon.